This is a messenger RNA of Penicillium pulvis, 465 nucleotides long. RefSeq lists its product as uncharacterized. The record is from RefSeq and is a predicted model, not a curated record. The transcript has a single exon. NCBI's taxonomy places the organism in Eukaryota, Fungi, Ascomycota, Eurotiomycetes, Eurotiales, Aspergillaceae. Bases 1 to 465 code for a protein of 154 amino acids.
AUGAGUCCGGCAGCUGGCUUGGUUAUCGCGGAAAACAACCACAAUCCAGCCUCUAUGAGCGGAGGGCGAAGUCCUCCCCUCAGUAACUGGUCUGACGUGGUUUAUAUUAAUUGGGCCACCUUGGCAAAGUCUACUGGUAACUCUGUGGGAAAUUUGAAGUAUCUAAUCCGAACACACAUCGUCAACCCGGACACCUUGAAUAUCUUGAAGACCGUCUGUGGUGGACCUUGUCCCGCUUGGCCCGGGAUGUCAUUCGACAUCAAUCAGAAAAAGAAAGGUGGCGUGUUGGUCAAUCAGAAUGGACUGGCUUUGCUGGGCACUCCCAAUGGUGGAGGUGCUGCCUGGCUUUUGAUAAACCACAAGCAGCAACUCGGGGUACGGAAAGCACCGGUGUCGGUAACAGCCUGGACGACUCCGGGAACAGACGAAGAUUGGUAUCAUAUGGUAUUCCAGUCCAGUACUUGA